UUAUUUUCUCCGCACGAUAGAGUAGAGAGAGAGAGAAAGGGAGAGAGAGAGAGAAAGAAGGGGAUAUAGGAGUAUAUAUUUAGAGAGAGAAACAAGGCUAAUAUAGUGAGAGAAACGGACCUCGAGCUCGUCGUUUCUCUCUCUCUCUCUCUCUCUACCUCUGUUUUGCGUUCUCCGUUCUCUGCUCAAUCGAUCUCUUCUGUGUUCGUUUCCAAGAAAAUGUUGUUCUCUGUUCUAAAUUGAAGAUCACGUCAAGAUCUAGCUCUGUUUUCAGAUCUGCUCAUUCUAAAGCUGGUUUUUGUUCCUCUGGAUUCAGAGACGGCCUAGUUUACAAUGUCGUCUCUCAGCAGAGAGCUUGUGUUCUUAAUCUUACAGUUCCUAGAUGAGGAAAAGUUCAAAGAGACUGUUCACAAGCUUGAACAAGAAUCUGGGUUUUUCUUCAAUAUGAAGUAUUUUGAGGAUGAGGUGCACAAUGGGAACUGGGAUGAGGUUGAGAAGUACCUAUCUGGUUUCACCAAAGUGGAUGAUAAUCGGUACUCCAUGAAGAUAUUUUUCGAGAUUAGAAAGCAGAAGUACCUUGAGGCAUUGGAUAAGCAUGACCGGUCCAAGGCCGUGGAUAUACUGGUGAACGAUCUUAAGGUUUUCUCAUCAUUUAAUGAAGAGCUCUUUAAAGAAAUAACUCAACUCUUGACGUUAGCGAACUUCAGGGAAAAUGAACAACUCUCUAAGUAUGGGGAUACAAAAUCUGCAAGGGCGAUUAUGUUGGUUGAGCUCAAGAAGCUUAUUGAAGCAAACCCAUUGUUCCGUGAUAAGUUGCAGUUUCCUAAUCUAAAAAAUUCAAGGUUACGGACUCUCAUUAACCAAAGCUUAAAUUGGCAACAUCAACUUUGUAAAAAUCCUAGGCCAAAUCCAGAUAUCAAGACCCUUUUUGUUGAUCAUUCAUGUGGACAACCAAAUGGUGCCCGUGCUCCAUCACCGGCAAACAAUCCACUUCUAGGAUCCCUACCAAAGGCUGGAGGUUUCCCUCCUCUGGGUGCACAUGGGCCCUUCCAACCUACACCAGCACCAGUUCCUGCUCCCCUUGCUGGCUGGAUGUCUAAUCCACCUACAGCAAGUCAUGCAGCAGUUUCCGGUGGAGCUAUUGGUCUGGGCGGACCUUCAAUGCCAGCUGGUUUGAAGCAUCCUAGGACUCCUCCAAGUAAUACUCCUGUAGAUUACCCAUCUGGAGAUUCAGAUCAUGUAUUGAAAAGAAGGGCCAUGGGGAUAUCGGAUGAGGUAAAUCUCCCUGUUAAUGUGAUGCCGGUGUCAUUUCCUGGUCAUGGCCAUAGUCAAGCAUUUAAUGCACCGGAUGACUUGCCCAAGAAUGUUGCAAGGACUUUGAAUCAGGGGUCAUCUCCUAUGAGCAUGGACUUUCAUCCUAACCAACAGAAUAUACUUCUAGUCGGUACAAAUGUUGGGGACAUCGCAUUGUGGGAAGUUGGUUCUAGGGAGAGAUUGGUUUUAAGAACCUUCAAAGUUUGGGAUCUCGGUGCAUGUUCAGUGCCUCUGCAGGCUGCUCUAGUCAAGGAUCCUGGUGUCUCAGUUAACCGCAUUAUUUGGAGUCCUGAUGGUUCUUUAUUUGGAGUUGCAUAUUCCAGGCACAUUGUACAAAUCUAUUCUUAUCCUGGUGGCGAUGACGUGCGGCAACAUUUGGAGAUUGAUGCUCAUUUUGGUGGAGUAAAUGAUCUAGCAUUCUCUCACCCCAAUAAGCAACUUUGUGUGAUAACCUGUGGUGACGAUAAGACCAUCAAGGUUUGGGAUGCCAUAAGUGGUUCAAGACAGUACAUGUUUGAAGGCCAUGAGGCUCCUGUCUAUUCUGUCUGCCCUCACUUCAAGGAAAACAUUCAGUUUAUAUUUUCCACAGCUCUGGAUGGAAAGAUAAAAGCUUGGUUAUAUGACAAUUUAGGAUCUCGAGUUGAUUAUGAUGCUCCUGGUCGCUGGUGUACAACAAUGGCUUAUAGUGCUGAUGGAACAAGGUUGUUCUCAUGUGGGACCAGCAAAGAUGGCGAAUCCCAUAUUGUAGAAUGGAAUGAAAGUGAAGGUGCUGUGAAGAGGACCUAUCAAGGGUUCCGAAAACGAUCUUUGGGUGUUGUACAAUUCGAUACCACCAAAAACCGGUUUUUGGCAGCUGGUGACGACUUCUCCAUUAAAUUUUGGGAUAUGGAUAAUGUCCAACUUCUGACAAGCAUUGACGCUGAUGGAAAUCUUCCCGCAAGCCCGCGUAUCCGCUUUAACAAGGAUGGAACUCUCUUGGCUGUUUCUGCCAAUGAAAAUGGGAUAAAAAUCUUGGCAAAUUCAGAUGGUCUUCGUUUGCUUCGCACAUCUGAGUCUCACGAUGCUUCAAGAGCAUCUGAAAACGUGACAAAGCCUACAGUAAAUGCACUAUCCGCUGCUGCUGCUGCCACUACUAGUGCUGGUCUAGCAGAUAGAGUUGCAUCUGUUGUUGCUUCAUCUGGAAUGAAUGGGGAUGCCAGAAAUUUGGCAGAUGUGAAACCUAGGAUUGCUGAAGAAAUCAAUGACAAAUCGAAGAUUUGGAAGCUCAGUGAAAUUAGCGACCCUUCCCAGUGUCGAUCUUUGAAGCUCCCUGAACACUUGAGAGUAUCAACAAAGAUAUCAAGGUUGAUAUACACCAAUUCAGGCAAUGGUAUUUUGGCAUUAGCAGCUAAUGCCAUUCAUCUACUCUGGAAAUGGCAGCGACUUGACCGCAAUUCAAGUGGCAGGGCAACGGCCAGUGUUGCACCUCAAUUAUGGCAACCAUCAAGUGGCAUUUUGAUGACCAAUGAAUUUGCUGCCACCAAUCCUGAGGAUGCUGUACCCUGUUUCGCUUUGUCCAAAAAUGAUUCUUAUGUGAUGUCUGCAUCAGGAGGAAAGAUUUCUUUAUUCAAUAUGAUGACAUUUAAGACAAUGACAACUUUCAUGCCUCCACCACCGGCAGCAACAUUUCUUGCAUUCCAUCCACAAGAUAAUAACAUCAUUGCCAUUGGCAUGGAUGAUUCAACAAUCCAGAUAUACAAUGUCCGUGUUGACGAGGUCAAAAGCAAGCUUAAAGGUCACUCUAAAAGAAUUACUGGCCUUGCCUUUUCUCAUGCACUUAAUGUGCUAGUUUCAUCGGGAGCAGAUGCUCAGCUUUAUGUGUGGAACUCUGAUACCUGGGAAAAGCAGAAAAGCAGGUUCCUUCAGGUUCCAGGUGGGAGGACGCCAACAACACAGUCAGACACUCGUGUACAGUUUCAUCAGGACCAGACACACUUCCUCGUUGUACACGAGACACAACUUUCAAUCUAUGAAGCAACUAAACUAGAUUGUGUCAAACAGUUUGUCCCACGUGAAUCUGCUGCUCCAAUCUCUCAUGCAAUGUUCUCAUGCGAUAGCCAGCUGGUGUAUGCCAGCUUCUUGGAUGGAAGUGUAUGUGUGUUUACUGCUUCUAAUCUCCAAAUGCGGUGUUGCAUUAGCUCUUCGGCCUAUCUUUCACCGAGUGUCAGCAACUCAAACGUCCAGCCACUAGUUAUUGCAGCGCAUCCACAAGAACCAAAUCAGUUUGCAAUAGGUCUAUCAGACGGCGGGGUUCAUGUCUUUGAGCCUCUAGAAUCUGAAGGCAAAUGGGGAGUUCCUCCACCGAUUGAGAACGGGUCGGCAAGCAGUGUAGCCGCUACACCUUCAGUUGGAACUUUGGGGUCAGAUCAACCUCAAAGGUGAUCAAGUGGCUGCCAAGCAGAAAGUUAUUUUUCAUGCUUUGCUUGCUGGCUCUAUAUCCCCAGAUUAUAGGUAUGUUUCUCAUUAGACUAAACUCCAAUACUUAUGUGACAAAAGGCAAUGUUAAUGGGAAUUGAAGAACUUAGAGACUAAAGGCUGUGUUUGGAUUGUGGUUUCGGGGUGGCAUUUGUGGAAGCAAGGUUUAAGGAGAUGAUAAAAUGGUUUCCCUUCUACUUUCCCUUCUCUUUGGUAUAUCCCUAUAUGACUCCAUGAUACAAACACUGCCUGAGAAAAGACAGAAGGAAUUUGGACAUACCAAACCAACAUGUUAAACCUCUAUUGGAGCCCCCAAACGUAGCCGCCUUGGUGGGGUUAACAAAUUUCCAUAUCCUGAAUAUUUGUUUGACAUCCUACUCCUCUGGCCCAACUUGACAUAUUUUGUUUGUGGUUUUUUUUUUCCACUUUUGUUCUUUUCUGCAGUUUUGAAGAUCAAAAUCUGUGUAAUGUACUUGAUGAUCGGGACGCGGACGUGUAGGUCUAACUUGUUGGUCAGUUAUGUAAGCUUAGUCUUUUAGGAGUAUUGACAGUGAAUAGCCCCAAACCCCCUCCUUUCCAGAAAGGAAUUUCUUCUAAGAAAAAUUGUUCUGUUUUGUACCUUAUUUGUUUAUAUUCUUUUUCCAUUUUUUGUGGAUACAUCUGUUGUUCUAUGUAUGAAAUUGUCUUCUAGGUUGUUUAUGUUAAAUUGUUUUAUUUCA
Messenger RNA from Rhododendron vialii, 4487 nucleotides. Its product is annotated as protein TOPLESS-like. The transcript has 27 exons. Gene Ontology annotation, biological process: regulation of DNA-templated transcription. NCBI's taxonomy places the organism in Eukaryota, Viridiplantae, Streptophyta, Magnoliopsida, Ericales, Ericaceae. The record is from RefSeq and is a predicted model, not a curated record. Gene Ontology annotation, molecular function: protein binding. The coding region runs from base 334 to 3735 and encodes 1133 amino acids.